AGAUCGUCCACCUCAUACGCUUCGGUACACAAGAUGCAUAAAUAGUUAAGAGCACGAUGAGAACUGAUAUCAUCUCAUCAUCGAGCCACCUCUUUUUCUGGCCCAAACAAAAGCUCUACUCUCUGCCAAAUUUCAAUCAUGAAGUACACUGUUACUCUACUCAGCCUUGCCAGCCUCGGUCUGAACAUUCUCCCCGUUCUAUCCGCAGCGGUUCCUGUAGCUGACUUGGCCCGCCGCGGCGAGGACUCGAUCAAUCAAGUCUAUCGCUCUAACGUGGUCGAGAAGCGCCAUGUUUAUGCUUUAGAUGAUGACGAAACCGCGGAGAAGCGUGACAACGAGAAGCGUCACAAAUAUGCUCUCGACAGCGAUGAGACCUUGGAGAAGCGUCACAAAUAUGCGCUGGACAACGACGAGACUGUUGAGAAGCGCGACAACGAGAAACGCCAUAAAUACGCGUUGGACAAUGACGAGACUCUGGAGAAGCGCCACAAGUACGCGUUGGAUAACGACGAGACUCUGGAGAAGCGCCACAAGUACGCGUUGGAUAAUGACGAGACUCUGGAGAAGCGCGACAAUGAGAAACGCCAUAGAUAUGCUCUCGACAGCGACGAGACCUUGGAAAAGCGCCACGUCUACGCCUUGGACGAUGAUGAGACCGUGGAGAAGCGCCAUGUCUACGCUUUAGAUGACGACGAGACUGUUGAGAAGCGCGGGGUCCCGGUUAAAAGCCAUAAGUACCGUCUGGAUAGUGAUGAGCCAUCAAUCUAGCAGGGACAACAAGGACAUACCUGAAGACUGAGGUCUCGCGUGACCGAGCUUUACAGACACCUUCAAUGCGUGCACAGAUUUUGCGCCUCUCAUUAUGCGUAUCAUAAACCACACUCGUUACAUAGCAGAACAUCUUAGAAAUGAAUAAAUGAAGCAAAACGCCGAGUUCUGUGUUGGCGUGUCCAUCAAACCUAUUCAAUG
This is a messenger RNA of Boeremia exigua, 969 nucleotides long. RefSeq lists its product as uncharacterized. The transcript has a single exon. Lineage: Eukaryota; Fungi; Ascomycota; Dothideomycetes; Pleosporales; Didymellaceae. Bases 139 to 768 code for a protein of 209 amino acids. The record is from RefSeq and is a predicted model, not a curated record.